UGAUUUGAAGUGAAACUGAGAAUGCAUGUUGUUGAGUGGCGCUCUACUAAAAGCUGGGGCGCUGUAGGCUAAAUAUAAUUCAUGACAUGAGGGCAAUUUCCUCCAUCCCUGACUUAAUAGCCUCACCCCCCAACAGAUCAGUAGGAGGAAUUGAUUAGUGGUCUUGCAUUGGGCGAGUUUGUUUUGCAUGGCCCGGUGCCCUGGUGGAUGGAGAUUUGUCUUUAGGACCAAUGGAAUGGUUGAAAAUGAGCAAACCCUGCUCACCUGGGGAACCAGGCCACACAAAACAAAUUUGCCCCUUGUUUCUCCAGUGAUGUGCAGUCAGGGUAGGCAGUGCAUUCUACAAACCACUACCCUUCGCUGGGUGUGUUACUGGAAGAAGAAAAACUGCUUAUCCCAUUCAUUUUAACAGAAGGCAAAUGUAGGUGAUCUGAAAUUGUAUCAUUAUUAUAAAAUAUUGCUUGAGAGUAGAUCAAUAUAGCAGCACAUUACUCAAUUAAAGAUGAUUUUUGUUUUCCUUAUGAGUAGCUAACUAAUACAAAGACAAAUCAAAUGACUGCUUGCUGAAUCAGUAACAUUCACAAUCACACCCUUUGAAGUAUCCUGUAAAGACUAUGAAGGAGGAACAUGCCAAAAACAACCAACAUGUUGUCAUGCAUGGACUGUUAAUUUAAAUCUAAGUACCUAUUUACUGAGCUAAGUAGUCACCUAUUAACUAUGGUAAGAUGUUUUGUUUCACCCCUCCCAACACAGCAAGCCUUGGUUCAAUUUGCUACAACUUGAAGGAAUGCCGUGCCCCUCCCUCCAAUAUCCUCUCAGAGGAACAGCUGUUGAGUUAUUCCAGAGGAAACUCCAAGACUCUGGGGUGAGCACUCAGUUCAUUCAUAGAUGUUUAUAGAACAGUUAGGAUACUAUGGAUGGAAGGUAUGAAUGACUGUGGUUUUGUACUAUAUAUGCCUAUAGUAGUAGCUGUUCUGUCACGUUCAUGAUGCGCUGCCUGUAGCUUAUAAAUGUGUAAUCGGUUCAUACAUUUUUUUAUGUCUCUUUCUCACUCUACACACUUCUAAGGUGUUUGAGAUGAUCAUUGGGGCUGCUAACGGUCUCCAUGGCUGGGAAUCUUUUUCAGCUGAACAGUUUCUUUAAAAGAGAUGUCUUUGUCAUGUUUAUUGUUGGAGGAUGGAUCAGCUAUAUAUUGAUCAGUUGUCUUUUAGGUUAAACUAAAAAGAAAUUGGAACUGUGCUAUUUGUAUUCAUGCCACUUGCAUUGUUCAACGAUACUUCCACACAUUGUGUAUGUGAUCUGUCUCUAACGUUCAGGAUGUUGUUAUUUAUCCCGUAGGUCCUCCUUAGUGGAAUUACUCUUGUAUAUGCUGGCAUUCACCCCACAUAUAGUACUUCUGGGAAAGUAGGAGAAAGCUGUUUAGAUGGCAUUCAGAGGCUGGCACCUAGGGUUGUGUCUAGUUCAACAACUGUUAACUCAACCAACUGCUGUCAACCCCUUAUACCAUGUGUAAUCAAGUAGUCAAUUUGGUUCUGGGUUCAAGAUCAGUCAACCCCUUAGUCAAUUAGUCAACCAAGGGAAAUAUAUUUGUGUUUUCUUUAAGAGUAUGUCGCCUCUGUUUCCACAGGUGAAGUAAAAUGUCUCACUGAAUGUAAUGACUGCGAUAUUCACCAUGGUGGGUUUUGGGCUUGCAGUGUAUAGGAAUCCUUUGUCCAGGGAAGUAUUCUCUGUUGCUUUUAAAAAGUUCCAGUUCCGCUGGUCCAGUGAAGGAGACAGAGGGAGAGAGGCUUGCCCACCUUGCAGUUGUCACAACAGAUGCCUUUGGAGGAACACUGGGCCCCAGGAACUUUCCGACUGCACUGUAUGUGUGACGCACUUAGGCGUAGUGGGUGUGGAGUCAGGCGCAGGCGGCAGAAGGUACAGAACAAUGCGUUAAUCUCCGGCACAGAGAAAAUAGUACACGCCAAUACAGGGCGCAUAUAAACUCCCGGCCCAAAACCAGGACCUAAACAGUCCGGGAAAAAAACAAAACUGAAACGCACUACCACACAGAAACAACAGGGGGGAAAUAAGCCCUCACAAAGAGCAGGUGAGCCUCACCGGCUUAAAUUGCCCAACUAAAAACCAAAACAAGAGACAGGUGAAACCAAUAAGACAAAACGAACAGAAAAGGGAAAAGGGAUCGGUGGCAGCUAGUAGACCGGUGACGACGACCGCCGAGCGCCGCCCGAACAGGAAGAGGAGCCACCUUUGGUGCGAGUCGUGACAGUAUGUCCAAGCAUACACCAUACAAACUGGUCAAAUACCCCUGCAAAGAGGAUCACCCCUACUCCAAUUUCUACUGAGACACUGUGCUCCUGAUCAAUGGCAUGCUGGGCAUUCUGAUUGGUUUCUUGGUGCUGGAGAUGCUGAUCAGUGUGAUGGUUAUCACGUAUGGGCUGUGCACCAUGGGUACCGACCACCCAGAGAGCAUAACAGGUCAUUUUACAGAGACUCUUGAUGAUGAGGUGGAGGUGAAGUGUUCUUUGGAGAACAAUCGCUUUAUACUGUGUGACUGCGAGAAGGGGAGAGGAAUUCCUCUAAAGAGGGCAACCUUUUGCCCCUUCAAGUAUCUGUCUGUCGCAGAGGCAGCUGCAAUCCCAUUGGAUGUUCAGAGCCGCGGAGUGGACGUGGGGGUUGCUAUUCUUCUGCAGUCAGCCAAUCAGAAGGUGUUGUUAACUCGACGGGCGGCCAGUCUCCGCAUUUUCCCCAAUGUGUGGGUUCCACCAGGUGGCCAUGUGGAACUGGAUGAGAGGCUCCUGGACGCAGGGCUGAGGGAGCUGAGGGAGGAGACAGGACUGAAGCUGGACCCUGGAGACGUCUCAGCUCAGCUGCUGGGGCUCUGGGAGUCAGUUUUCCCACCCAUGCUGAGCAGAGGGAUGCCGCAGAGGCACCAUGUGGUCACUUACAUGCUCCUAAACACCUCCCUCACACACCAGCAGCUCCAGGCCUCUCUGCACCCCAAGCCUGCUGAGGUCAGUGGUUGUCUGUGGGUGGACGCCUCACUGGUCAAGGCCAUCGUGUCCGCCGUGGACGGAGAGGAUGGUUCUGUGACACCGUUGGAGGGCCUGGCUACAACCAUAAGUGUAUCGGAGGUCUCUCUGGAAGGUGGGCUCAGUGAGUCAAUUUUGCCAUUGUCUGUUUUGUGUAACCGGGCCCCGAAUAGCGGAGAGGAUGUGGAGCGGGUCAGCACUGGUACCAAAUAUGCCCUGGAGCUCUGGCUUAAGAACCUGGAGGGACAGGGGACCCGAUGUUAACUGUCUUCACUAAACCUGGACGUCUAGCCCUGUGAUGAAGUGACUUCCUGGAGGAUGACAUCACUUCCGGGAGUUUGCCUUAACCGGUGAAGGUCACCUAAAGUGAACUAUCAUCUUUCAAAAAAUCUUGUACGUAUUAACCAAUAAUGAACUUUGGGUGAUCUGUCCCUUUAAUAUCUACAGCAACACCUACAAGUCUUAUAUGGCUGUUUGAGGGCUUUGCAUGAGCUAUCAAUGUUGUGCGUAAGAACAGUUUUUAUUGCAAGGGUGUUGUUGUUAGUGAUGAAAUGUUAUGAACAAAGUGGAUUUAUACUGCAGAUGCUUUUAUGAUCAUUAUAUUCCAUUUGCGCCUUCGAGCCACAAGAUGGCAAUGCAUAGCCUACACAGUGAUUUCACAUUUGGAAACAAGCGCAAAACAAUCAGAAUUCUGAUUUAAGUUUACAUAAUUAUCUUGACUUGUAAAUCAUGUGUUCUUAACUGACUCGCCUGAUUAAAUAAAAAUGAAUAAAAAUA
This is a messenger RNA of Oncorhynchus keta (chum salmon), 3809 nucleotides long. Its product is annotated as nucleoside diphosphate-linked moiety X motif 17-like. Bases 2370 to 3296 code for a protein of 308 amino acids. Gene Ontology annotation, biological process: NADP+ catabolic process; NAD+ catabolic process. Lineage: Eukaryota; Metazoa; Chordata; Actinopteri; Salmoniformes; Salmonidae. The record is from RefSeq and is a predicted model, not a curated record. Gene Ontology annotation, cellular component: cytosol. Gene Ontology annotation, molecular function: NADH pyrophosphatase activity. The transcript is spliced from 9 exons.